GCCGACAUGGCGGGUUAUUUGACUCCGCGAUUCAGGAGGCUCCAGAGUCAGAGCGAGUUAGACCCGCGACGAGGGAGCGGGCGGCGACGAGGAGAUUGUGAUGGUCCUUUUCAAGCAACUCAAAUAUGGAAUAGUAUUAUUCACGCUCUUCACAGUCAGGUGGAAAUCAAAAGACGUAGACAACAUCUGAAAACAUAUAAAAACUGUUUCACCGGCUCGAAUGCUGUUGAUGUGGUACUAAGCCAUCUUAUGCAAAGCAUGUACCUAAGCUGCAAUGAUAUUUCUCGUCUGAAGGGAGUCCGAGUAUGCCAAGCAUUGAUGGAUCACAAGGUGUUUGAGCCAGUUGGAGCAAAGCUUUGCUUAUUCAAGAAUGAGAAAGAAACAGAGUUUGAAGACACAAACACUAGUCUCUAUAAAUUUGUAAAUAGCAGUCUUACUCCUCUUCUUCCAAGAAAGAAUAAAGACAAUGAAAGCUUAUCUCCUGAGCAAAUCUGCAAACAGAAGACAAAAAGACCUUCCAAAAUGAAGGGUGAAAUAACACUUUCAAACCCCUUAGCAUUAGAAGCAGCUGAUAAAACGAGGGUAGAGGAGCUUCUUCAAUCAAUAAAUGUUCACACAUCUUUACCUCCAAAGAUCAUGGUUAAUCAACCAGCUCAUCUGCUGUCCAAAAAAGUAAUAGAGGAUGUCUGGAAACAGCAAAGUCUGCUACGACUGCUGCAGUUAAUUGAUGUUCCACUUCUAGAAGAUAUCUUGGUGUCUUCAUUGAGGACAAAGCCACACUGUUUUGGCAAAGAAGAAGACCUGAUUAUCUCAAAUACUUUCCUGGACAGAGAGGUUAUAUGUAGCUUAAACUUGCCUGAGCUUGACAAAUGGCUCUAUGCUGCAAUUGAGUGCUUGGAGUAUUUCCCAGACCAAUUCCUAGUGAUGGUUAGUCAGCAGUUACCUCAAAGCACUGACAAACCCAGCAGUCUGGAUGCAUACAAGAAGAUUCUUUUUGAUGUUAUAAUAAAGUAUUAUACUCAAAAGAAGGACUCCCUUCUUGCCACUCAGGAUCUCGAUAUUCAUUCAGGAAUUAUAGAACUUAUAGAAAAAGGAAAAACAAAUCAAGCUCUAGAGGCAUCACAACUUUAUCUAAAAUUAUUAGCACCAAAUAUCCGAGAAGAACUACAUAGGCUCCUGACAUUCAUAGCCAUUGCAUCUGAAUCUGAGGGCUACAAGUUACAAAAACAAUUUGAUAACAGAUCAGUAAUCAUCAAGACCUGCACAAAGUUCAUCUUACAAAAUAAGACAUUGUCAAAACCACAGGCAGAACUGCUGACUCAGUUUCUGGUAGACAAUCACGCUGAGCUCUUCAAGACUCCUUUAACUCUUCUGGAACUAAUUAGUAGGAGGCUUGAGAGUUUGCUAGAAGGACAAGAUCCAGAUAUCGAUUCAGGCUUCACUUUCUGUCAGCGUGUGACAGCUGAAGAAUAUGAAGAUCAAAAACAACAAACGAAUCAGUAUCUUCUUGCUUUGCUUCAAGAGAUGGACAGUGACCCCACUAUUCCUUUGAAGCAGAAGAGGAAAUUAAUUAAAGAAUUACGAAAAUACCAUUCUCUUGCCUAACACAGUGGUUGUGGUACAUGUGAAUUUUGCACUCUAAAUGGUUAGACAUCAAGAUAAAAAGAGCCUUUUUUUUAAGGGAGAGAUGCAUAUAAAAAUUUUUCAGGGUACAAACCAUUUUCUUCAUAUGUCUUUACAUUUUAAUUUACAGGAAACUACAACUAUCAAAAUGACUAUGCUGUUAAAAAGCAUUCAUUCUAAUGAAUGACUUUUAAGCAAAAUGUACUUUAUUAGUAAUUUGGAAGUAAUUACAGUACACUUGCCUGUGCUUCUCUGAGUUCAGGAUUAGGUACUUUUUUCCUCCUCUAGCUGAGCCAAAUCCACGUUCAGAGACAUACUUGGGUUGAUAACCAGUAAGGUUUUUAAUCUUCUCUAUCCGUGUGUCAUCAUCUAACUGUAAUGUAAUCUUAAACUGUAGAUUAUGACUCCUGCUAGUAUUGUAAAAUUGUACAAAGCGUGUCAAAACUGUUAGGAGCUGGUCAGUGGGUUUUGAAUCAAUGGCAGGCAAGAUUCCUUAGGCAGGGGAGCUAUGUACGCUUGCAUUGUGUAAUCAUAGCCUGCUACUCUUUCCUCACUCUGGCAGACUGAGCCACUGCUAACAUGGCAGUUCUGCAAAAGCAAGUAAAACAUUACAUUUUGAAAGAACUUGAGCAAUAAUAAUCUUGGUUUAGAUCUCUUGGUGUACUUAAGCAGUUUAUUUUAACGUGAGGAUACUUUGAUAGUGUCUGGUUAUUUGCCAUAUAUACUUUGAUAGUAUCUAUGGGUUUAUAGGGCAAAACUAUAAAACACAUUGGCCUGUCUGGACACAUUGAUAGUGAACCGUACAUUGGCAAGGAAAUGUAGUUUCAAAUCAUUAAAAUAAAUACACAUUAUAAUAA
This is a messenger RNA of Colius striatus (speckled mousebird), 2480 nucleotides long. It is a transcript of the gene DEPDC4, whose product is annotated as DEP domain containing 4. NCBI's taxonomy places the organism in Eukaryota, Metazoa, Chordata, Aves, Coliiformes, Coliidae. Gene Ontology annotation, biological process: intracellular signal transduction. The coding region runs from base 7 to 1605 and encodes 532 amino acids. The record is from RefSeq and is a predicted model, not a curated record. The transcript is spliced from 9 exons.